Molecule: messenger RNA, 1086 nt
Organism: Penicillium verrucosum
Lineage: Eukaryota; Fungi; Ascomycota; Eurotiomycetes; Eurotiales; Aspergillaceae
Product: asparaginase
Exons: 1
Coding region: 1-1086 (361 amino acids)
Source: RefSeq, a predicted model, not a curated record
AUGCAACCCAAGCUCGAAAGAAGCGAUUUUGUUAUAUCCGACAGAGGCGGGGUGGUUGAAAAUCGACAUGUUAUUCAUGCAUCGGUUGUCGAUGCAGCUGGGAAUUUUCUUUUUGCCGUAGGGGACCCGGGAAGAAUGACCCUAGCUCGAUCUGCGGCGAAGCCAAUCCAGGCAUUGGCCAUCCUCGAAACCGGUGCAUGUGACCAAUUUGGUUUCGAUGAUGCCGACUUGGCAUUGAUGUGUGCAUCGCACAAUAGCGAGGAUAGACACAUCGCUCGCGCUCAUUCCAUGCUUCGCAAAGUGGGUGCCGAAGAAACAGAUCUUCGCUGUGGUGGCCAUACGGCUUUGUCAGAUGUUGUCAAUCGAGCAUGGAUAAAAGAUGACUUUGUUCCCACUGCUAUAUGUAAUAAUUGCUCAGGCAAACAUGCUGGCAUGUUGGCCGGCGCUAAGGCACUGGGUUCUGGUGUGAAGGACUAUCACAUGGCCACUCACCCUAUGCAACUGCAAGUUCGACGUAUCUUCACGGAGCUUUGUGGCCCAGAUAAAGAUACCUUUCUCUGGGCGCUUGAUGGCUGCAAUCUGCCGGCCCCAGCUUGUCCCCUGUUCAUGUUAGCUAAACUCUAUGCUCUCCUUGCUGCAUCGCCAGAUGUUGUGGAAAACAAUACCACCACCCAAAAUGGUUGCGAUCAGACACGAGCCAGUUAUCUGAAUCGAAUUUUUCAAGCUAUGUCACGGUAUCCUGAAUAUGUAGGUGGUGAGGGUCGAUUCUGCACAGAGCUUGCGAAGACGUUUCAGGGGAUUUUGAUUGGCAAGCUCGGUGCAGACGGCUGUUACGGAUUGUCAAUUCGGGAAUCAAAGCAGACCCAGAAACUUGGAGCAAAGGGUGCUAUUGGCAUCUCAGUGAAAGUCGAAGAUGGAAAUAUCAACAUUCUCUACGCAGCUGUGAUGGAAAUACUUGAGCAGCUGCAAAUUGGGACACCAGAGAUGCGCCAUGCCCUCAGUCAUUUCCACCUCCCGAAGCUUUGCAAUACAGUUGGUUCGCUCACUGGUCAUAUAUCUCACUUGUUCCGAGUACGUUCGGCGUGA